UGUUCUCGUCGUGGUCGUCGCUGCCGAGCUGGACGCAAACGCAGGGCAAGCUACGACGGUGCUUACUCUCUUGGAAAUUCCCAAGCGAUGAUCCGUGAACUUGGAAUGUAGACGGAAGGGCGGAAAAGCGGAUCUGCCCCUCGCAGGAUCGAAGGAAGGGCUUUUCCUCCACCUCCGCCAUCGUCUUCGCCGCUGCCUCACCCUCGAGUAUCUCCAACCUCCGCAUCGAUUCCAACACCGCGAGGACACGAUGCCAAGAAACCGAAGUUCCUUGACCAAGUUCGAGGCCCUGAUGGUGCUAAGUUUAACGGUGCUGGUGCAACUGGACGUCUGCUGGUGCAUGUCAUCUCACAGAAGUAGACACCACGCGGACAUGUCGUACGAGGACGCAAAGAGCUUCAGAGCCAGCGAGGAGUUGCCUAGACCAGCCGCCCUGAAUUCGAACGAUGAUCCGCUGAUAGUUCAGACCAGGAAGGGCAAGGUCAAGGGUAAGACCAUGACUGCCACCACGGGAAAGGAGGUCGACGCCUGGUUCGGGAUCCCUUACGCGCAGAAACCUCUCGGACGGCUGAGGUUCCGGCAUCCGAGACCGGCGCAACGUUGGUUCGGGAUCUUAAACGCCACCACGCUGCCGAAUAGCUGCGUGCAGAUUCUGGACACGGUGUUUGGCGACUUCGCAGGUGCGACUAUGUGGAAUCCGAACACGCCGUUGAGCGAGGAUUGCCUUUACGUGAACGUGGUCGCGCCACGGCCUAGGCCUACCAAUGCCGCUGUUAUGGUAUGGAUAUUCGGUGGUGGCUUUUACUCCGGAUCGGCGACCCUCGACGUUUACGAUCACAAAACCCUGGUGUCCGAGGAGAACGUGAUUCUAGUCUCGAUGCAGUAUCGAGUCGCCAGCCUGGGUUUCCUGUACUUCGGAACCUCGGAUGUUCCUGGGAACGCCGGUCUGUUCGAUCAGAUGAUGGCCCUUCAGUGGGUCCGCGACAAUAUCGCUGCCUUUGGCGGAAAUCCUGACAACGUGACCCUGUUCGGAGAGAGCGCGGGCGCCGUUUCCGUUUCUAUGCACCUCCUUUCGCCUCUGUCAAGGCAUCUCUUCAGCCAAGCCAUCAUGCAGUCCGGCUCCCCUACCGCACCUUGGGCGAUCAUAUCGCGCAAGGAGUCCAUCAUGCGGGGCAUACGACUGGCAGAGGCGGUCGGUUGUCCACACGAUCGCGACAAUAUCGAAGAGGUGAUCGAUUGUUUGCUGAUGAAGAAUCCGAUCGAACUGGUGAAGAGCGAGUGGGGCACUCUGGGCAUCUGCGAGUUCCCCUUCGUCCCCGUGAUCGACGGCGCGUUCCUCGACGAGACGCCGCAACGCUCGCUGGCCACCUCGUCUUUCAAGAAGGCAAACAUCAUGAUGGGCUCCAACACCGAGGAAGGUUUCUACUUUAUUAUUUACUAUCUCACCGAGCUGUUUCACAUCGACGGUGCCGAGGACGUAAAGGUCAGCAGGGAGCAGUUCGUUAGCGCCGUUUCCGAACUAAAUCCGUACGUCAAUCAGAUCGGAAGGCACGCCAUUAUCUACGAAUACACCGACUGGCUGCAUCCGGACGACCCCCACGUGAAUCGCGACGCCCUGGAUAAAAUCGUCGGCGACUAUCAGUUCACUUGCAACGUGAACGAAUUUGCCGGCCGGUACGCCGACACCGGCAACACCGUUUACAUGUAUUAUUACAAGCACAGAUCCGCGAACAAUCCGUGGCCGAGAUGGACCGGGGUCAUGCACGCCGACGAAAUUAGCUAUAUCUUCGGCGAGCCGUUGGACCCCUCCAAAGGAUACACCACCGAGGAGGUCAACCUGUCCAAGAAAAUGAUGAGAUACUGGGCCAACUUUGCCAAGACAGGGGACCCGAAUAUCGGAGACUCCGAGAUAUGGACGCAACCCUACUGGCCUCCGCACACUGCCGCGAAAAAGGAAUACCUCACACUGGACACCAACAGCUCGGAGAUCGGCAAUGGACCUAGAGCGAGACAGUGCACUUUCUGGAAGCAAUACCUUCCGCAACUCCUCGCCGCCACUUCGAAACUGGAGCUCGCCUCGAAGGAGACGUGCAGCGGCACGAGAGUAAACGGCGACGGGGGACAUUGGUUGCUGGUGUUGGGAUUGCUGCUGAUCGGUGCCCUGUUCAGCCAGAGAGUGGCCGCCAUUCAGACCGGUACGAACGACGUACCGCGAGACUUGGAGCCCAGGGGCUUGGUCUAGCUCGUCGGUGGUCGAGAGGGCCAAAGGUCGCGACCAACGCGAUGCGAGCACGGACCAGCGAAACGAUCCACGACCUUCUAAAGCGUGUUAACGAGUCAUAUCGAGCAUCGCCGAUAUCGAGGCAAGAAGCGAAACAGACACAUAUCAAUGCAGUGGAGGGCGCUCGAUCGACCCGACACCCGAGGUGAUCGCGUCUCCUCUUCGUCAGUGAGAAAGAUUUUAAUCCGACCGACAGAUCUACUACGGUAUCUCGCCCCCUUGGCUAGGGGUCGGGUAGAAACUGUGCGCUAGACGACGGACUCGAAGAUUUCCUUCGACCGACGUGUCCGCGUCGUCGACAAGUGUCGUUUUACCUUUCCAUUUCGUUUUCUCUCCUCCCACUUCCUUCCCCCCUUUCUUCCU
Messenger RNA from Eufriesea mexicana, 2644 nucleotides. Its product is annotated as acetylcholinesterase. The record is from RefSeq and is a predicted model, not a curated record. Gene Ontology annotation, molecular function: acetylcholinesterase activity. Bases 251 to 2242 code for a protein of 663 amino acids. NCBI's taxonomy places the organism in Eukaryota, Metazoa, Arthropoda, Insecta, Hymenoptera, Apidae. Gene Ontology annotation, biological process: choline metabolic process; acetylcholine catabolic process. Gene Ontology annotation, cellular component: plasma membrane. The transcript is spliced from 9 exons.